GCUAUAGUAGGAUUUAUCGUAGUAGCAAUGCAGAAGUGCUUGUCGUCACCGAGGCGACUGGACCUGAGAGGACUAGCUCGGUUAGCUGGCUAACUGGCAGCUCUGUUGAAAUGUGAGAAACUUGGAAACUUAAUACGGAUUUAGAAACGACAACUCCGGAAUAUUCUGAGAGGGCUUCCAGUUUAGUCAGCACUCGGGCCAGUCAUCAUGGAGGUGAACGGAACCACUAACAUCUUGAGCUCCGCCUACUUGGCAGCAGAGUACGUGGACGCGGUUUUACCGGAGAACCCUCUCCAGCCGUCCCUGAAACACGCCUGGGACUACAUGCUGAACAACUACACCAAGUUCCAGAUCGCCACCUGGGGCUCGCUCUUCGUCCACGAGUUUGUCUACUUCCUGUUCUGCCUCCCAGGUUUCAUCUUCCAGUUCCUGCCCUUCAUGCAGAAGUACAAGAUCCAGCAGGACAAGCCUGAGACCUGGGAGAAGCAGUGGCGAUGCUUCAAGAUGCUUCUCUUCAACCACUUCUGCAUCCAGCUCCCACUGAUCUGCGGGACCUACUACUUCACCGAGUUCUUCAACAUCCCGUACGACUGGGACUCCAUGCCCCGCUGGACGUACCUGCUGGCUCGGUGCUUCGGCUGUGCCGUCAUCGAAGACACCUGGCACUACUUCCUCCAUCGGCUGCUGCAUCACCGCAGGAUCUACAAAUACAUUCACAAAGUCCACCAUGAGUUCACAGCUCCCUUCGGCAUGCAGGCAGAGUACGCGCACCCUGCUGAGACCAUCAUCCUGGGGGCCGGAUUCUUCAUCGGCAUCAUGAUCUUCUGUAACCACGUCUUCUUCCUCUGGGCCUGGGUGUCCUUCCGUCUGCUGGAGACCAUCGAUGUCCACAGUGGCUACGACAUCCCCCUGAACCCGCUCCACCUCAUCCCCUUCUACGCCGGCACCCGCUUCCACGACUUCCACCACAUGAACUUCGUGGGGAACUACUCCUCCACCUUCACCUGGUGGGACAAGCUGUUCCAGACGGACAACCAGUACAACAAGUACAUGGAGAAGCAGGGCGAGAAGAAGGAGCAGUGAGGAGGUGGAGACUGAGGUCGCACUGAUGUGUCUGCCGUGCCUUUGGGCUGAGACGGUUUCAACCACCAGGAGCAAAUAAAACCGUGUGUCGCCCUGUUUGUCACCACACUUCUGUUUCUUCUCACACUUCCCCUUGAUAAACCCUGAGUCAGAGUGACUCCUGCACUUGAGAGGAACUGUUUUUUUAGAUGCUCCUGUGGCUGCAUUUUAUUCCAAGUCUGAGUGUAUUUGUUGAUAAAAGAAAGGGAAUGUUUUUUGAGGUCAG
Molecule: messenger RNA, 1348 nt
Organism: Synchiropus splendidus (mandarinfish)
Lineage: Eukaryota; Metazoa; Chordata; Actinopteri; Syngnathiformes; Callionymidae
Gene: msmo1
Product: methylsterol monooxygenase 1
Exons: 6
Coding region: 208-1083 (291 amino acids)
Biological process (GO): sterol biosynthetic process
Molecular function (GO): C-4 methylsterol oxidase activity; iron ion binding
Source: RefSeq, a predicted model, not a curated record